UUAGUUUUGUCCAGAACGGUGUUUUCAGAUACUGCAUUGAAAAGCAGCGCUCUGAUUCGCUACUGAUGAGCGUUAAAUAUCCACUUCACCCAUGUGACGAACCAAUGACGGUGCUGCUUUUCCGACUGGCCGCGCUAGGCUUCGGAAAAGCGAUGCGCUGAUAGGCUAUCGACGAAAAUGAAAAAUUGUAAUAUAAGUAUUUAAAUACGUGAUUGAUUCAACAAGUAUGUGAUUUUAUAUGUCACGCGCCCAGAGGUUUCUGAUUGAAGUCUGUUUACAAAACAUUAGGUUUUAGGCUAUGAUUUGACCUUUUCGAUGGAAUGAAUGAAAAAAGCGAUCGAAUAGGUUUAAGAUAACGAAAGGCUAGGACUGCCGUACGAUCGAAAAGUAAGUGAAUCUAAAAAAAUAAAGAAUGAGGUUAAUUUGCACUGUCAAAGUAGAUGCGAGUCGCAUGUGUCCUGGAGCCAUCCGGACCGGCAUACAACGGCCGCGUGCUUCUACUUUGUCCUUCGGACGGCGGCCAAACCACAAGGACGAAAUAUGCCUGCUCCUGCAGUCCGCUCAGGACACAAAGGGGAUGAGGUAUAAUGUGGUUGGCAACAUAGUGCAUAUAUUCACAAAAUUUAUCAACGAAGGAAAAUGCACAAUACGUUUAAAAGAGCCGGCUCAUGACUUGAUAAUUCAAGCGGACGCGCUUCUACUGAAGAGCUUUCUGCGUGUCAUCAAACUGGCCUUUGUCAAGAAUUCCUUUGAGCCAGUGCUCAAAGUGCCAGUCCUGAACGAGAAGUACUUUCGGCCUAAGGUCCAGACCAAAUGCUUUGUUACGACAAAUGCAGAAUACCCGACACUCCAGGGUUUUCCUCGUACCACUCAGCAUCUCUCUAUUGUUGAUCUUCAGAAAAAAUCUUUCGAUCGUCAGAUCCUUCGACUCAACCAGCUCCGCUCCUUAGACUUAUCUAAGAACUGCAUACGUAGCCUGCCUGUGGAGCUUGGCUCCCUUCCUAACCUUGCAGAGCUUUGCCUUGCUGAAAAUCAGCUUGGAAAAUCACCUCCCAAGUCAUGGGCAUGGUUGAACGGACAUGCGAUAAAAAAAAAUUUGAUCACCUUGGACCUUGGAAGAAAUGAGCUCAGAUGGAUACCGCCAUAUAUUGGGAAAUUAAUUGCUCUACGGACACUGAGCCUCAAUCAUAACCUGCUUUCAUCACUACCAUUCAAUAUUGGCUUUUUGUCUAGUUUAAGAUUCUUCAGUCUCCAGGAAAAUUUACUUGACAUGCUCCCUGGAAGCGUGCAACGAUUACAUUUAGAAACUAUCGACGUUUCUGGAAAUACCUUUAACCCGCAAGGAUUCGAGGGAUGUAAAAUUGAUCCGUAUAAAUUAGAUGUACCUGACCUCGUCGAAAUCGCGGCUAAGGCUGUUCUCAGAUCAAGACUGAGGUAUGGCCCCGAGACAAUACCCCGAGGACUUGUUAAAUAUCUCGACGAAGCCCUUUACUGCGAAUGUGGCGAGGCAUGCUUCAAUUAUCAUCUUCGCUCCAUUAUAAUGUUCGACCUUCGCGCAAUUGCCGAAAAAUGCGUGUUGUCAAUGGAUCCUCGCAUUCCAUUGCGAUGCAUUUUCUGCUCCGAACGUUGCAGGUAUAGACGGCUUUGACCGAAGAUUAGCUGUAUGUGUCUGUCUUGUUGACAAGAUGACCUGGACUGGAGUCGUUCCGCCACCCUCUUCGUGUGUUCAUUUACUCUGGUGAAUUCACCACGAACUGUCGAUAAAUUUCUUACCGUAUUGUUUUGUAAGAUUUUUUGUCGCAACUAAAGUUUGAUGUUGCGAG
Molecule: messenger RNA, 1823 nt
Organism: Neodiprion fabricii
Lineage: Eukaryota; Metazoa; Arthropoda; Insecta; Hymenoptera; Diprionidae
Gene: Lrr47
Product: leucine-rich repeat protein 1
Exons: 5
Coding region: 413-1648 (411 amino acids)
Molecular function (GO): protein binding
Source: RefSeq, a predicted model, not a curated record